ACUUUUGCUUACGGUUCACACCUUGUUACAAUCCUCGCUAAAUUCAAAAUAUCGAAUGCACAAAGUUCGAUGAAUAUCAAAAAUGAAUGCAGAUUUGAUCCAAGUGCAGUCAUGUGUCGGUUAAGGAUAAGAUUGUCUUCAUUUUUGAACCUUCAAAUAACAUCAGUUGUAAACUUGGCGGAAGUUUUGAUCCCUCCUCAUCCCCUUGUAUUAUGUACUUAGAUAUUACACUUUACGCGAUUUUAGUAGUAUUCUCGGGAAAGCCAGGGGGAUGAGUUGAGUCUUCUAUGAUUCAACACGUUCCAAAUGCACCCUGCAUAGUCAGAGAGCAAUAACUUUUCACAAUCAGAUUGUUGUUCAGAUAAAUUGAUAUGCACAUGUCACGAUCGUGUAAUGAUUUUUCCCAGUUGUUCCUGCUUGCGUGAACUCUAAUCAAACUUAAGUGUCGGUUUCAUCAGUCAAAAAACAACCAGCGAACUAACCAUGAGAGUAGAAUCCACUUUUAUCUUAUUCCUUUUGUCUGUGCCAAUCAAAGGAAGAAGAGUAAAGAUUUUUCCAUCGGAAUUGGACUAUUGCAAGAGAUUUGUGGCCGGAUCCAGUUUGGUAGAUUUGGAAAUGACACCGUUGUUUGUCGUAGACAAUCUAAUGGAGGAAUCCACUGAUUGUUCGGAUUAUUUCCCCAGCAACCCAAAUGACGUCAUCAUUGCCGAUCCAUACCGAACCGUUUUGGACUAUUGCAAGAAUGGAUUCACCCAAGUCAGAUUAUGCUUCAUGGAGCCGAGAUAUAGACGAUCUUUGGUCCGGGUUCAGAACUUAAGGCUUUCGGAGAUCCAAAACUUGGAUUUAGCCCAAGCCAACUUCAAUGAGGUCCAAUUUAAAGGCACAUGCUGGAUUUGUGUUAACCAAGAACGAAAAACGAUUGAAUUUUCAUAGCUUUCUUCAAUAUUGCUUACCGAUUUGGUUGAACUGUUGUUCGUCCAUACCACUGAACUAUUCUGCCAAAUCCAUGUCAUCUUUUUUUAUUGGCCAGUUCUUUUAUAAUAUCACUGGGCUCAUUUAAUUGUAAUUAUGCUGCAACUUAAUCUCGGCAAAAAGCAAACAUGUUCCACAAAAAGCCUUGUGGUGAUAAUUAAAUUUGAUAUAUUGUGACAAAUGUGUGGGGAAGUGAAAAUAAAUCUUGUUGCAAACUUGAUU
Molecule: messenger RNA, 1194 nt
Organism: Tigriopus californicus
Lineage: Eukaryota; Metazoa; Arthropoda; Copepoda; Harpacticoida; Harpacticidae
Exons: 3
Coding region: 484-933 (149 amino acids)
Source: RefSeq, a predicted model, not a curated record